AUCUUCUCCCUGUCUCUGCUCCUCCGUGUCCAAUGCUGCGGUGAUUCUGGGCGGUGUUGAGGCCAGAGAGCCAUCAGAACCCAGUGAUCCCUAUUUUCCACAAGGCGGAAUGACAUUGAGUAAUUGAUUCAGCACUGCAACGAAGAAACGAGACUGUUGUCCUCGCAGGAACUUCAUGUGUCUAAAAGCACGCAUCCUCUUUGACUACUUGUCAGUUACAUUAAAACAGCUUCCGCAAGCAUUAAAUAUGCAUGCGUUUGAUGGACGAGUGGUCAAACUCUUCUCAACGGUUAAAUCACAAAUUCGAUGACGCCAAUCGGGCAAGCCUAACAAAGCUAAACUCCGACAACAAACCAGGCUGUGGCGCAAGAACCCCACCCUUAUCAUGACCAACCUCAACAAACAUUGAUUCGAUUACUUCCAUGUCUACCCCAUGCUUGAGAUGAUGCUAUGAUGCUAUAACUAGCUAUUUGCAUGGAUUGUCCUGUUGUUUAGUUAUAAAAGGCAAUUAACUUCGACCACAGUUAGAAAAACGCUCUCGUGUCUAUCUGAAGUCUAUCGUAAAAUAUUGAUUAAUUAUAUUUAAUCAAGAACUCUAUCUAAUCUUUAAAUGGACGAUUCCUCCGCAGUACCGCUAUCAGAUCUAGUCCAUCAAUGGUUGGAUUGGGACCAUGACCCUGAAACUCGCGCCGAAAUCAUCAGACUGCGCGACGAGAAGAAUGAAGAUGAGUUGGAGAAACGCUUGCGGAAACGCAUCGAAUUCGGUACCGCUGGGCUGCGCGGCCGUAUGCAAGCCGGAUUCUCAUCGAUGAAUGCCCUCACCGUCAUCCAAGCCUCACAGGGCCUUGCCAAAUUUAUCAGACGGUCGCAUCAACAAUCGCAGGAGCAGGAGCACUCGCAGCCUUCGGUGAUAAUUGGCCGCGACGCACGGCAUAACUCGAAGAAAUUUGCCAUGCUGGCUGCGAAUGCGUUUGCUGCUGAAGGGAUUCGGGUGUUGUGGUAUCGGAGUGCUGGGCCAACGCCGCUUGUACCCUUUGGCGUGUUGAAGAAUCGGGAGGCGUGGGGGGUUAUGGUCACGGCUAGUCAUAACCCCGCAAGAGAUAAUGGAUAUAAAGUAUACGCAUCGAACGGUUGCCAGAUAAAUUCGCCCAUGGACGCGGAGAUCGCGGAUCUGAUCGAACAAAAUCUGGAGCCUUGGUCGAACGCUUGGGACGCAAUGGAUGAAAGUAAACACCUAGCGUUGGAUUACUACAAGGAUACGGCGAAAAUGUACUGUGACUCUGUCACUCGGUUCAUUAAUUCCAUAAAACUGUCAUCGGGCCCUCCAAGACCCUUCGUCUAUACACCAUUACACGGCGUUGGACAUUCCCUAAUGUCCCGGCUAUGUGAGCAGCUGGGGAUGAAGGAUUUAAUAACCGUCGUCGCCGAACAGCAAGAACCGGACCCUGACUUUCCAACCGUCGCCUUCCCAAACCCAGAAGAAAGCGGCGCCUUAGAUCUCGCCAUGAAAACCGCUGAUGCUGUGGGUCACGAUCUGAUCAUCGCCAAUGAUCCGGAUGCGGAUAGACUCUCUGUGGCGGAGAAAGUAAACGGCAACUGGAUAAAAUUCACCGGCGACCAACUCGGCAUCCUCCUCGCCUCCUAUAUGCUGGACACUAUACACUCACAAACAGCCAAUAAACCCCCACAUGCGCAAAAGAAGAUAGCAAUGCUCACCACCGCCGUAUCAACAAGCAUGCUCUCCAAAAUCGCCCGCGCCGAAUCCAUCCACGCUCAAGAAACACUCACUGGCUUCAAAUGGCUUGGCAACGUCGCCAGACGUCUCGAAUCUCGCAUACCCAGCGGUGAGGACGACCAGAACAAGAACAGCAGUGACGGUUACACCGUCCCCUUCGGCUUUGAAGAGGCCCUUGGCUACAUGUUCCCCGCCAUCAGCUAUGACAAAGAUGGCCUAACGGCCGCCAUGGUCUUCGUCGCCGCAGCCGAGCCGCACUGGCGUGUCAACGAGGGGCUGACACCGUACGAAAAGCUGAAGCAGCUGUACGGGCGGUACGGGUAUUUUGAGAAUUUGAACACGUAUUUCGUGUCGCCGGAUGUGGCGGUUACGCGGAAGUUGUUUGAGGGCGUUCGUGAGAAGGUUGCGGAGAAGGGGUUGGGGGAGGGGGGCGUGCAGGAGCGGUUGGGGAUGGUGGGGCGUUUGCCCAUAUUGCGCUGGCGGGAUGUGACGUUUGGAUUUGAUUCUGGCGCUGGUGGUGAGGGUGGUGGCAUGCAGCUACCCGCUGAUCCAAAUAGUCAGAUGGUGACUGUGUGGUCAGAGCGAGGGAUUCGAUUCACAUUACGCGGGUCCGGGACGGAGCCGAAGAUUAAGAUCUAUAUCGAAAGCUGCUCCAACUUGCGUGACGAAGCGGUCAAGGCCGUCUGCGAUGUGUUUAUGGCUGUGCUAGAAGACUGGAUACAGCCUUGUGCGCCUGGUGUGACUUAUGCGGAGCGGAUUGUUACGUCGUCGGGGUUCGUGCUGGAUGCACGUAGUGUACCUGCGCUAGGUUAGGGUGACAAUGUAGUAUCAUGUUUCCCUCCUUUUCCCACCACCGAUUUUCGCUUCUUCCUUUGAUCCUCCUGUUGGCGUUUAGGGGAUUUGAGAUAUAGCUAUGGGGGUUUUAUUAUUAGAAGCUUCUGCGUGCGGCGGAUGAUUUAUUGAAGUCAUUGCGAAAAAUUUACAUCCAAACAAUACAUAACUAUCUGCCUUGGCCUUGGGAUGAUGUUCGUGCUUUUUCACACUUCCAGAUUUGGGCUUUAUGUCUCCAAUGCAAACCAACAUUGCUCCAGCUCAUUUUCUGUAACUCACGCCCAUGGGGGAACAAAUAAAAGCUGUAUGAGGAGUUGCUGUUUCUGGUCCAGAUUUUAUUUUGUAUAUAGAUGUUUAUAUGAAUAUGGCCAUGUAUCAAAUGCAGCAAAAGUAUAGAUUUAAAAGGAAAGGUUUGUUAUCACAUACAAAAAUUUUACAGGAAAAAAUAAAAAAAAAAAAAUCAAAAUAAAAUAUAAAAUAAUACUCGGAGAAUCAUUCCCAACGGACAGAAACAAAAACGCAGUGUAUUCGGCAGCAAGAUACAUAGGUUAGUUGGGUGGGGUAGGGUACAUUUGACAUCAGCGUAGGGCGGGGAUAUUUGCAUAUACAGGUGGGAGGUAUUUUAUGCGAUUUUAGCGGGAAAAUUUUCUUAUUCCUUGUAUGGAAGUGUAAGCAAAGACAAGACAAGGUAAAAGGGCAAAAGCUGAAAGAACCAAGAACUCAUCCUCUUUCUCUUCUCUCUAAAAGUGAAUAGCCUUCGAAUAGGUAGCCAUAGCCGCCUCCUUGAAAGCCUCCGAAAGCGUCGGGUGCGCAUGGCAUGUCCGCGCUACAUCUUCACAGCUAGCGCCGUACUCGAUAGCCAGUGUGGCCUCCGCAAUCAUCUCACCCGCGCAGGCGCCGAUGAUAUGCACGCCCAGGAUCCGAUCCGUCUCCGCGUCUGCGAUGAACUUGACCUGGCCCUCGGUUUCCAGGUUGGUCUUGGCGCGUGAGUUGGCGCUGAACGGGAACGUGCCGACGCGGUACUUGAUGCCGGCGGCUUUGACGUCGGCUUCAUUUUGGCCUACCCAGGCUACUUCGGGAUGCGUGUACAUGACGCUGGGGAUGGCAGCGUAGUUGACGUGGCCGUAGCCCUUCUUGAUGUACUCGACGGCCGCGACGGCUUCCUCUUCAGCCUUGUGUGCGAGCAUGGGCCCGAAUGUGCAGUCCCCGACGACGCGGAUGUGCUGGGCUUUUGUCCGGUACUCCUGGUCGAUGACCACACGACCCUUCUCGUCGACUUCGAGACCCACUUUCUCCAGGCCCAGACCCUCUGUGUACGGUCUGCGGCCAAUGGCGACCAACACAACGUCAGC
This is a messenger RNA of Histoplasma capsulatum G186AR, 3918 nucleotides long. RefSeq names its product phosphoglucomutase. The record is from RefSeq and is a predicted model, not a curated record. Gene Ontology annotation, molecular function: magnesium ion binding; phosphopentomutase activity. NCBI's taxonomy places the organism in Eukaryota, Fungi, Ascomycota, Eurotiomycetes, Onygenales, Ajellomycetaceae. Gene Ontology annotation, biological process: purine ribonucleoside salvage; carbohydrate metabolic process. The transcript is spliced from 12 exons. Bases 611 to 2548 code for a protein of 645 amino acids.